Molecule: messenger RNA, 939 nt
Organism: Dictyostelium purpureum
Lineage: Eukaryota; Evosea; Eumycetozoa; Dictyosteliales; Dictyosteliaceae
Exons: 2
Source: RefSeq, a predicted model, not a curated record
GAUAAAUUAUUUUUUUCUAUUUGGAGGAAUAUGUAUCUAUUUAGCGAAAUACAAAAACAUCAUAGAUUUUAUAAUGAAAAUAAAAAAAUAGUUAUUUGCAGGACAAUGGAUCAACUUAGAUACCAUCCACAUAGAAGAUAUGCAUCAACAAUUAUUAUCCAAAUUAAUCAGCCUUUAGGAUCACAUGGCCAAGCUAUUCCUUAUGGUGCAACAGAAAUUGAAUUCACAGAUAGAUUCAACCAACCAAUUAACGCUGGUGAUAUUCCAAAUUCAGUUACCAAAUUGUCAUUUGGUCCACACUACACUCCUCAGGAAUUUAGUAUCGGAACAUUUCCAAACUCAUUGACCUAUUUAGAUAUAUAUACAUUCAAUAAGUUGAUAUCUAGUAAUGAAUUACCCAGCACAAUAGAAACUUUAAAGAUUACUGCUUUUAAUCAACCUUUAAAACCAAAUGUACUUCCAUCGUCCAUAACCAAACUAUGUUUAAACAACUACAAACAUCAAUUAGAACCACAAGUAAUACCACCCAAAGUACAAACUAUGGAACUAAACUCGUAUAACUGUGAAUUUGGUGAAAAUCUUCUCCCUAAUUCUUUACAGUGUUUAUAUUUAUCAAGAUUUAAAAAAAAUUUAUAUGAAAAUUAUUUACCAUCAUCAAUUACAGAUCUAGAUUUCGGCGAUGAUGGUCCACUUACAUUUGAAACUAAAUCAAUUCCACCAUCAGUUAAAAUAUUAAGAUUCCCAUCAUUACAUAGAACUCUUCUUCCAGUCGGUAUUAUUCCCGAUUCAGUAGUGGAUCUAACUUUACCUCCUCACUAUAACCAUCCUCUUCAAAUAGGCUUAUUACCAAAAUCUCUAACAAAACUAUCUUUUGGCUAUUAUUAUAAUCGACUUCUAAAACCAAAUACAAUUCCUCAAUCUGUUACUCAAAUAAAACUA